UACAACGCCAGAAGAAACAGAAACAUGUGUCUCUAUUUCUUUUACGGAAUGCAAUGCCAAUGUUUGCUCCUGUGCACAUUAUGCUGAACUGAAUACCACAAAGGGAAAAUGCGGCUUGAAGAGAAUUGGUAGUAAUUGCACCUCUGAAGUUGAUUGCAAUCAUAUCAAUGGUGCAUUAUGCGAUGACCAAAAAACCAACACAUGCGUAUGUGAUAGGCAGUUUAAAUUGAGUAAUGGCAAAUGUGCACCUAAAGUUCCAGGGGACUCAUGCACACCCGGUGGGGACGACUGUCGAAACAUUACAGGGGACGCAAUCUGCAGCCUAAAGACAAAGCAAUGCAGUUGCUACGACACACGUAAAGUGGUCGGAGGACAUUGUCAUACGAUAUCAUGUACAUUUUCCGAUCCUUCACCUUGCAAACUUAUUUCCAACGGUGAAUGCAGGAAUGGGGUAUGCGCUUGUUCAUUCGCAGCGGUACUCAAUACAACAACAGGGGAAUGCAAGAGCAAAGGAAUUGGAGACACGUGUUAUGUUGACGAAGCCUGUGCCUUUGUGAAGAAUGCCAAAUGUGACUCCGAAAUGAAAAUGUGUGUAUGUGACGACACCAGAAAGGUUGAUGGAAACGCCUGUGUUCCUAGAGUGCCCGGGGAUGCUUGCGAACAAGGCUCAAAGAAUUGCCAGGGCAUUUCCGGUGAUUUGUUUUGUGACGCUGUUACGAACAAGUGUUCCUGCGCAAGCACGUAUACAGCUUCUAAUGGCGCGUGUGUACAGAAACGCUGCUCUGACGACCUUGGUUGUGGUGGUAUAGCACAUAUAAAAUGCAUCAACACAGCAUGCACCUGUUCGGUAACAUCGGAGCUUAACAGAACAAAUGGAUUAUGCGAAAGCAAAGGACUCGGAAGUUCCUGUGUCACCGAUAUUGAAUGUGGGCUGGUCACAGGUGCAAUGUGUGAUAACGCUCAACCGCGUGUUUGUGUUUGUGGUGAAAAGUAUGAGAUGAACGAUGCUGAGUGUAUAUUAAAACAACCAGGAGUUCUAUAUCUCAACAGAGUUGGCAUUUUUGUUGCUCAGUAUAUCGAACAUGACGAACACUUUGCGACUUUCCGAUGUGACUACAGAAUAGAUCAUGGCUUCUAUUACCAGAUACAAUGGUAUCUCGAUGGCGAAAUGAUUAAUUCUACCGACAUAGUAGACUCGUCCAAAGCAUCGGAGGCGUCAGUAUUAAAGGACGUCGAACUCUACGAUUUAAACCCUAUGGUCUUUCAGUUCGACUCAAAGUUGCGUUGCCGAGUAACUGCCUUCAACGAAAGCGGUACAAUUGCAAUUAAGAUCGUGGAAAGCAACGAAUUUACACCAAUGAAAAUUUCAUCGAGAUCUCUUACAUUUACUCGAGGACAAAGUGCGUCAUUCACUGUGACACUGUACGUUCCGUUUGGUUGUGGUACACACUCGGAAGACUGUCGACUGCAGUAUCUUCUAUAUGACCCGUCGGACCUCUACGAUUGCAUUGAUUCGACCAUUGCAGUGUUGCACAGCGAUACGUGCGGAGGCCGUAUUAAAGGGUCAACUAAAACUGAUAUUGAAACGUUUUCUUUAACAAAACAUGAAACAACUAUAACAAUAGUCGCGAAAAACAACAACAAAUAUAAACUGAAAAGCCAGUUUCAGUUGAAGCUUCAAACAUUCUCGGAUGAUAAUCUAAAGAAUCUUUGGCAAGGGUUUACAACCACAAUUGCAGUACAUGUUACUGAUGGCCAUUCGAUUCAAAACAGUCAUUGUUAUGCUCAUGUCGACCCGCAUAUGAGGACCUUUGAUGGACGCACGUACGAAAACCAAAAUACUGGCGAAUUCAUCCUUGUCCGUCAUAAGAAAUAUCCCAUUGAAGUCGACAUGAUUACACAGCCUUGUUCCAUUGGGGGUUCAAAACCAACAUGUGCUUGCGCCGUAAACGUAAGAGCUGGAGGUGAUAUAUUCACCAUAAACCACUGUAGCGGGCACCUAACGAAAUACCUAUCCGAUAAGGAUGGAGUACUGAUAGUGUACCGGGAAAGUUCUUCGCAAUAUAAGAUAAUACUGCCCACCGGAAUGUCUGUGAACAUAUACUUGACGAUGUGGGGUAAAAACUACUGGAUGAAUGUGGACAUUUAUCCAUCACCACAUGACAUCAAUCAGGUUGAAGGAUUGUGUGGAAAUUAUAACGGCGAUCCAGAAGAUGAUUUUAUCAUGCGAAACAGUGGAACUUUGUUGACACCAAGUUCUGAUAACUCAAAAAGGAUCUGGCCUUGGGGAGUCUACCCGGAUGAAUUUUCUUUUUCAUGGGACCUUACUCACAAAUGGAAGGAGAGCUUGCUUAACCCAGUUGUCUACGAGAACACGUUGCCGUGGAAUCGGAAUCAAACGUUUUGCAUUUGUCCUGGUAUACCAGCAAACAACUUUCAGUCCGUCUGCUCCAAGCACGAGGACGAUUCGUGUAACAAAACUGUUGUGAGACGAGGAACCCUGAUUCCCGGUACCCUAUUCAGAGAUAAGAGAGAAGCGGCUAGUUCAGUUAAGAAACACAGAGUCGAAAGUCAUGUGAAGCAGCGACUCAAUAAAAUGACAAACUCCUGGCAUAAUAAGGUUCUACAUAUACGCAACAAGCGAGAGUCUACGUCAGACCCUGCGAAUAUGAGCUCCGAGGAAGCACGUGCAUAUUGUUCAGAUGCAUUCCUAAGCUGUGCAAGUGUGCAGGCUGCAAAGGAUCAGAUUGAUACGGACCUAAAUAAAACCCUAGAAGACUGUGCAUUUGACAUGGUGAUGACAGGGAAUUCACAGUGGGUUACUGCUCAUUGCGAUGCGCAGACACAGGCACUUCAGAUGGAAAUUCAGAAAAAUGAGACAAUAGCUAAAGUUUUUCCAGACAUAGUCAAAAUCGUGAAGGAUAAUUCUUGUCCGUCUAAUUGUAGCAGUAAUGGGAAAUGCGUGUCAGGUACAUGCCAGUGCUUUGACGGUUAUGGGACGGAUCUCUGCCUUAUUGAGCUCUCAAAACCACCUCAGUUGCAAGAACUCGGCACCAAAGGGACUUGUGAUAUCGGCAAAGGAGAUAUUUGUGACUGCAUCCCAAUAGUUGGUGACGGCUUUGUCGAGACCGCAAUUUGUAACGUGACCGUAUAUGAGACGAAUGAAAAAAAUGUCUUCACAAUGUCAAAAGCGUUAAGCCGUUCAUGCGAAUACAACAACCUCAACGAAAUAUGCGCACCUGUGCAGGAUGUCAAACGAAGACGUAAGAGGUCGAAAAAAACGAUCUUCGCAACCAUGUAUCAGAUUUCCGUCAGCAAUGAUGCAAUACACUUUUGCAGCCCGUCUAAAGUUAUUGUUUUGGAUGGCACAUGUCAAGACUCUUUCGUAGAUUCCGCUGGAGACACAGUCAUGAUUUUGAAACAUGGGUACUGUUACAUCGAGGGCAGAUGUGUUUUGGAAGCGACGACUGGAGAUGAUUCGUGCACGGAAUGCAAACCUGCGUCCGCUACAUUUGAGUGGACAAACGUGUGCCAUGGAAGCAGUAAACACGAGAAACCAAACAUGUUAGGCAUCGCAAUCGGUAUUCCUGUCGGAAUAUUGGUGCUCCUUGGAGUAAUACUCGUUAGUGUUCUGGUGGCGAAGAAACAAAUGCAAAACAGAACCGUUCAAGCAAGGGUUGAUGUCGGUCUUUAUGAUUCUACUGCUUCCAACAAGACGUUACAGCUGCGUGAAGACCAUGAUUUGUUUACAAACACGGUUGAACCCAUGCAUAUUGAUGGCGAUGGAUUCCAAUUGGAAUUGCCAGAAGAGCAAGGGAGGAGUCCAACUAGUGCUUCAACGUCAAGAACAUGAACGACCUGUCAAAUCUAAAAAAAGGUCGGAAACAACUCAAACGAAUACCAUUAUUGGAUGGCCAGUAACAGCUUGGUCGAAUUCCACAAUUCAAAGGAUGACUCAUAACAAUUAUAGAAACGUCAAUUUAAGCUUAGAACCUAUUUGGUUUAUGGAUAUUUGGUUUGCAAAUAUAAAACACAUUUAUAUCGGAAUGUGUCAAUUAUAAGUAAAACAUUUACGUGUUAAGUUUAUGAUAUUACAGAGACUGAACAGAGAAGUAUUUAUUAUAAAUGAUACAGUUACACUCAAUACAUGUAUAUGAUAUCAUGUUUGAGAUUUGUUAAUAUUAUGAGUUAUUAUUGCAGUGGAUAGUUUGUCUUAAAUAAACGUCUUUAAUGAAAACAUAUACAAAGUAGCACGUUCAAUCUAGAAGUAGGCAUGUAAAAUAGCGUUGCCAUUGUGUAUUUGUUAUAUUAUAUAUUGGUUUUGUUUUUUGGUGUGUUUUUUUUUCGUUUUGUAGAUGUGCCUUUAUUUUUGUUUUCGAUAUGUGUCUUGUUGUUUUAUCCUUUUUUAAAUUUGACAUUUUCCUACGAUAAAUGAUGCUUUAGUAUUCCGACUCCUGUUUAAACUGACUUGCUAAUUAAACUGAUAUACCCGGAUAUCUCUUACAAGCAUGCACUUUAUAUUCAAAACGGUUCCGUUAUUUUCACAAAACAACAACAUUCUGUACAAAGUAGAUUUGCUUACUAACUUUCACGUACUAAAAUGUUGUUAAUAGUUGGUAAAUAAUAACAAUAACCAUGCAUAUAAGCUUAGGACAAGCGAUGUACCAAAUGCACUCUGAUACUAUCUUAAACCGUGUAUAUUUGGUUUGCAGAUAUAAAUUACAUUUAUUUAGUUUAAACAUAUUUGUUUAAGCUCGAUUGCGUAGAAAGUACUUUCUGCUUAUUUGAAACGCUCUCGAGUCCGUUUUCUGGGCCUAAACCAGUACUUGGUGUCUUUGGAGGAGAUCGAAAAAACGCUCCCACAAUUGGAUUACAUAACAUUUAUUUAAAGUUAUAUCGGAAGGUGUCAAUAUAAUUUGAAACAUUUACGUGUUGAGAUCUUAAUAUAACACAGAUUGAACAGACAAGUAUGUUUUAUACAUAAUACAGUAACACAAAAUGUUACAUAUCAUGUUUAAGAUGUGUUAAUAUUAUGAGUUAAAAUUGCAGUGGAUAGUGUGUCUUAAAUAAUCGUCUUUAAUGAAAACAUUUAAAAACAUAACACGUUUAAUUUAGAAGUAGGCAUGUACAAUAGCCGUGACAUUGUUUUUUUUUUAAAUUAUAUAUUUGUUGUUUUGAUUUUUUUGUUUUGUAGAUGUGCCUUUAUUUUAGUUUUCGAUUUGUGUGAGUGCACUUUAUAUUCCAAACGGUUCCGUUUUUUACAGAACAAAAACAUACUGUACAUAGUACAUUUGCAUUCAAACUGUAUUUUAAUAAUGCUGUCAUCUUAACAUUUAAACAAUUAAUCCAGAUAACUGGAAAACGGAUGUUUUAUUUUGUGGGUUAUAUAAUUUUACCGUUUAAUUAUUUGUAUUUUCCAAUUUAAGUAAUAGUAUUUCAGUCCCACGUAUUGUAUGUACAAGCUUAGCGAUAAACCGGUAAUAAUUGAACAUGUCUCUAUGGCUAAUUAUUGGUAUUCUUAAAUCAAACUACGGGAAAAGGGUGAAAGAAAUUAUUAUACGUCAAAUACAUUCACUUUGUUAUAUUUCACCUUAAUGAAGAUACCGGUUUGUCUUGUUGUUGUUUUUAAUAAUUAAAUUAGUUUCCUUUAAAACGUUUCAAUACUUUCAUGCGUUAUUGUGAAUUUUGACAUUCAUGUCUGUUAACAUGUGGCCAUUUGUUUAUAAUGUUUAUUGUUACAAUUAUGUGCAUUUUACUAACUUAUACAAACCAUUUGUUAACAAUUACCCGCAUGUCCCUUGAGUUUGUUUCCUCACUUUUUACGUAAUCAAAAAUAAAAUUCUAACAUUUACAA
Molecule: messenger RNA, 5854 nt
Organism: Dreissena polymorpha
Lineage: Eukaryota; Metazoa; Mollusca; Bivalvia; Myida; Dreissenidae
Exons: 23
Coding region: 581-3853 (1090 amino acids)
Cellular component (GO): extracellular matrix
Source: RefSeq, a predicted model, not a curated record